AUGAAGAAGGGAGUGCACCCGCAGAAGCAAUGGAUAAGCUAUGUUACACAAACGGGUAGAUUGAUGCAUGUCAUGAUGACAAAGAUACACCCUGUUGGCAAAGUAUACCACUUCCGGGCAAGGCGUCAGAUGGCCGAGAGUUUGGGGCAGAUUGCCAAGUUCAGGCGUCGUUUUGGGCUAGAAAAUCCAGAAACCACUCCAAAAAAAUGACGUCCUCAACAAGAAGAGAGAGAGAAGUUUCUUUGCCUCUAUAUUUAAAUGCAAGUUCAAGGAGAAUAACAUAUAUACUUGAUGAUACUCUUAAUCUGGCUUUUUGUAGAAUUCAUUAUAGAUUUAUAUAUCAAGUUAAAACUGCUGAAACAUUUCAUUUUUCAGUUAAUAUCAAGUGAUGUCGUGAGUAGUGCAUUUUAUCUAGUUAUCCUGGGGCUAGCAUACACUGAUAUUUAUUAGCUACCUUUGAGACCUUUUACUUUACAAGGAAACACACUAUAUCCAAUAAUUGGGAUAUGAGAUAUGUAGAAUGUUAUGAUAUUUAUGGCA
This is a messenger RNA of Arachis stenosperma, 540 nucleotides long. RefSeq lists its product as uncharacterized. The record is from RefSeq and is a predicted model, not a curated record. Lineage: Eukaryota; Viridiplantae; Streptophyta; Magnoliopsida; Fabales; Fabaceae. The transcript has a single exon. Bases 1 to 210 code for a protein of 69 amino acids.